Messenger RNA from Purpureocillium lilacinum, 492 nucleotides. RefSeq lists its product as uncharacterized. The record is from RefSeq and is a predicted model, not a curated record. Lineage: Eukaryota; Fungi; Ascomycota; Sordariomycetes; Hypocreales; Ophiocordycipitaceae.
AUGUCGGACGUUGAAGCCAACGCCACUCCCACCAAGCCCUCCUCCGCCUGGACCGAGGAAGCCAAGGUAGAGUUGCUGCUCCGCAUCAUCGUCCAGCUCCGCGAGGACGGCAAAAACGUCAACUGGUCGCGCGUCAACAUGCCCGGCCGCACCCUCAAGAGCAUGCAGAACAUGUGGACCAAGUUCAACAAGGAGAUUGCGGAGCUCAAGAACGAGGAGGGCGGUGCUGGCAGUGAUGGCGCAAAGGCCGCGACUCCGACCCGAGCCAAGGCGACUCCACGCGGCCGUGGUCGUCCCAAGAAGUCCGAGCCCAUUGUGGCUCCCGGCGCCAGCGACGACGAGGAGGAGACCAAGGUCACCCCCAAGAAGCGCGGCAUGGGUCGUGCUGCUGCCAAUACCGCCUCCAAGAGGAUCAAGAAGGACGCCGACGAGGACACCGACGAGCUCGUCAAGAAGUCCGAAUCUGAUAUCGAGGAGAACGGCGGGAUCUAA